Messenger RNA from Rhizophagus irregularis DAOM 181602=DAOM 197198, 2257 nucleotides. RefSeq lists its product as uncharacterized. Gene Ontology annotation, biological process: protein phosphorylation. The record is from RefSeq and is a predicted model, not a curated record. NCBI's taxonomy places the organism in Eukaryota, Fungi, Glomeromycota, Glomeromycetes, Glomerales, Glomeraceae. Gene Ontology annotation, molecular function: protein binding; protein kinase activity; ATP binding.
AUGCAAAACACGAAAAAUACAAAUAAAUGGGUGAAUUUGAUUGAAGAAACUAUUUCUAAAGAAAAUUAUAGAUUUUAUGAACAAAAACAUUUUAGUAAUAUUCAAAAAGUUGGAACUGGAGGAUUCGGAAAAGUUUAUCGUGCGAGUUGGAAAAAUUCUCAAUAUUUUGCGUUGAAAUCUUUUUUCAAUCUUGAUGACGUCAUUGCAAAAGAAAUUGUUCAUGAGCUUAAACUUCAACGUGAUAUACAAUUUCAAAAUAACAUCAUUAAAUUCUAUGGGAUUGCAAAAUUUGAUCCAGAAAAUCAAAAUUCUCAGUCAAAUAAUUUUCUGCUAGUGAUGGAGUAUGCUGAUUCUGGUCCUCUUAAAGAUUAUUUAAAGGAAAACUUCAAUAAUCUUACAUGGAAUGAUAAAUAUAACUUUGUAUACCAACUAGCCUUUGCCGUGUCAUGCUUACAUAAUGAAGGAAUAGUGCAUUGUGAUUUGCACUCGGGCAAUGUAUUGGUCCAUCGAAACAUUAUCAAGUUAUCUGACUUUGGGUUAUCAAAGAGAAUUGAAUCAUCAUCUAACAUACAAUCAAAACUUUUUGGAAUAAUUCCUUACGUUGAUCCAAAAAGAUUUAGUGGACAAAGUAAAAAUAAAAACUCAACCCAAGNUGGUGUAUUAUUCUGGGAGAUAUCUAGUGGUCAACCUCCCUUUUAUUCUAAAGGCAAACAAUAUGAUAUUGAUUUGGCUUUAGAAAUUUCACAGGGUCUUAGAGAAGAACCCGUUCCCGAUACACCUGAAGAUUUGGUUGAAAUUUAUACCGAAUGUUGGAACGGCGAACCAGAUAAACGCCCAACCAUAAAUCAAGUAGUAGAAAGAUUAGAGGCAAUUAUGACAAAAACAAACAUAAUAACAGAAAAUUAUCAAACAGAAUUAAGUUCUCGCUCAACAUCAACAGAAGUACAAAAUUUUAAUCCAACUAAUAUUGAUACUUUAUCGAAUAUUGAUAAUUCAUUACAUGGGGAGAUGUCUCAAAUUAUACAAAAUUUUGAUAAAAUGAACACAAGAGAAAUAGAAUCUACACCAUUAACAAAUAAAAAUAAAAAAAAUUUAAAUAAAAUAGUUGUCGAUACAGUAAAUUAUAUUUUCAAAAUAAUUAAUGAAGGAAAAGAAUCAACGCAUAUCAAAAAUAAUAAAGAUAUUUUUGAUUAUUUUGAUAAUAAUAUAAAUUCACAAGAAAUUUAUUAUUUACUAUUAACUAAUCAAAAUAAUUUAGAUUCUAUAUUCUUACUUGGAUAUUUUAAUUAUUUAGGGAUUGAAACAGUCGAAGAUGAUAAGAAAGCAUUUGAUUUAUUUAUUGAUGCAUCAGAACAAGGUCAUAUAUUAGCACAAUUUUAUGUUGGAUUAUGUUAUGAAACUGGCCGUGGAACUGUAAAAGAUGAAAAAUUAGCUUUUAAAUAUAUUGAAAAAAUAGCCAAUAUGGGUUAUGCAUCAGGAUUAUCAAAAAUUGGUUAUUUCUAUAAUAAAGGUAUUGGGACUAUAAUUAAUAAGCAAAAAGCAGCUAAAUUUUAUCAACAAUCAGCGAAUUUAGGAAAUAGUAUAGCUAAAUAUAACCUUGCCAUUUCUUAUGUAAAUGGAAAUGGUGUUGAUAUCGAUUAUGGUAAAGCUCUUGAAUUAUAUCAACAAGCGGCAAAUUUAGGAUAUAGUUUAGCUCAAAAUAAUCUUGGCAAUAUGUAUUAUAAUGGAAAAGGUGUUGAUAUAAAUUAUGAAAAAGCUUUUGAAUUAUAUUACAAGGCAGCAAAUUCAGGAUAUAAUAGUGCUCAAUAUAAUCUUGCUAAUAUGUAUUAUGAAGGAAAGGGAAUCGAAAAGGAUGUAGAUCUAGCAAUUUAUUGGUAUGAGAAAUCUGCUAAACAAGGACAUCAACGUGCUCAAAAUAGAUUAGAAAUUUUAAAAUUUUAAGAAUUGGUGUAAAAAUCACUUGAUUAGAAAAUCAGAUGAUUAAGUGGCAAAGUAAAUAUUGAACGUACCCGUCACGUCGUCACGAAUAUCAUUACGUGAUCAAUACAGAUCUUAAAUCCCGCAGCAUUUUCUUUAUUUAAUCGUCAUUUUUUUUUAAAUAAAAAUGUUUUGUUUUUAGGAUGUGCAUUAGAAUAUUUUUGAAUGUAUUGCUAUAUAAAUUUUAACAAUUUAACGGUAUGUAUUAUAUAACAUCAUAUUCCACGUUACUCGAAAAGUUCUUUUAUUUUGAUAAUUUUCUACUUCUUCAACCAUUAUU